Messenger RNA from Dracunculus medinensis (Guinea worm), 516 nucleotides. Lineage: Eukaryota; Metazoa; Nematoda; Chromadorea; Rhabditida; Dracunculidae. The record is from the annotation of a GenBank genome assembly.
AUGGCGCUUGAAAUAUUAGAUAAUCUUGGAAAUACACCAUGUUCUAUUCCUUGCAGUGAAUCGUUUGCAAAUAUCACGAGCUGUCAAAAAACUGUUUGCAAUGCGGCUAAGAAAAUGGAUAAAUGCAAACGAUCAUGCGAAUAUUUGCGAAGGAUAUAUGCAGAAAAACCAGGAAUUUGUCCGGGAUCUACAAAACUGGUCGCAACAGAUGAAUGCUCUGCAUCAUGUCACUUAGAUGGUGACUGCUUAGAAACUAAAAAAUGUUGUACUAUCGGAUGCAGUAGACAUUGUUGGAAACCUAUUAGUCACGAUCGUCAUCUAAUACCAAUACCCACAACGAUAACUGUCCAGGAACGAAAACGAAAAAGAUCAGUUAUCGUGCGAUGGAUUAUUCAACAGAUAUCGCGAGAGCAAAUGGCAACCAGUUCAAAUUUAUACGUGCUUCAGUGGAGGUGGAGUAUUCACAAAAAUGAAGAUACAAUGACUGAAUGGCAAACUAUUACUGUGGUAUGGUGA